Molecule: messenger RNA, 2090 nt
Organism: Triticum dicoccoides
Lineage: Eukaryota; Viridiplantae; Streptophyta; Magnoliopsida; Poales; Poaceae
Product: cytochrome P450 86B1-like
Exons: 2
Coding region: 160-1710 (516 amino acids)
Molecular function (GO): monooxygenase activity; oxidoreductase activity, acting on paired donors, with incorporation or reduction of molecular oxygen; heme binding
Source: RefSeq, a predicted model, not a curated record
AAUGUACACGAUGAAGCACGCCCACACCUAAGCCGGUGCAAGCUCGAUCGCACACUUCAGUAGUUCCCUACACGCAGUACGUGCUGCUUCUCUAGCAGCGUAUACCUAACACAUCGUCGUCACCGCCGUACUCUCUCACUCACGCGCGGUCCGCCGGCGAUGGCGGGUAGGACGUUCGUGGACGCUGCGGUGCGCGCCAUGCAGGAGUACGUGCGGGUGUCCGACCUGGCCCUAGCCGCCGCGGUGCUCUUCGCGUGCAACGCCGCCACGACCCGCCUGAAGUCGCGGGGCAGACCCAUGCUGUGGCCGGUGUUCGGCAUCAUCCCCACCCUCUUCGCACACCUCGACAACAUCUACGACUGGGGCGCCGCCGCGCUAGCUCGCUCCGGGGGCACGUUCCCGUACCGCGGCAUGUGGGGCGGGGGCUCCUCGGGCGUCAUCACGUCCGUGCCGGCCAACGUCGAGCACGUGCUUAAGACCAACUUCUCCAACUACCCCAAGGGGCCCUACUACCGCGAGCGAUUCGUGGAGCUGCUCGGCGACGGCAUCUUCAACGCCGACGGCGAGGCGUGGCGCGCGCAGCGCCGCGCCGCCACGGCUGAGAUGCACUCGGCGCAGUUCCUCGAGUUCUCGGCCAGGACCGUCGAGCAGCUGGUACACGGCCGGCUGAUGCCGCUGCUGCAGCAGCAGCAGAGCCAGGGUGGCGUGACCGUGGACCUCCAGGACGUCCUCCUCCGGUUCACGUUCGACAACAUCUGCGCCGCAGCGUUCGGGGUGGACGCCGGGUGCCUCGCGGACGGCCUCCCCGACGUGCCGUUCGCGCGCGCCUUCGAGCGCGCCACGGAGCUCUCCCUCGCCCGGUUCGUCACGCCGCCCUUCGUCUGGAAGGCCAAGCGGCUCCUCUGCGUCGGUGGCGAGCGACGCCUCGCGGAGGCCGCGCGCUCCGUGCGGGAGUUCGCCGAGCGGACCGUCUCCGAACGCCGCACCGAGCUGCGCAAGCUCGGCAGCCUGCAAGGCCGCUGCGACCUCCUCUCCCGCCUCAUGUCCUCCUCGACGGGCCACUCCGACGAGUUCCUCCGCGACUUCUGCAUCAGCUUCAUCCUCGCCGGGCGCGACACGAGCUCCGUCGCGCUCGUCUGGUUCUUCUGGCUCCUCGCGUCCCACCCCGAGGCCGAGUCACGCGUCCUUGACGAUGUGCGGGCCGCCCACGGCGACGUCAGGAAGAUGGACUACCUCCACGCGGCGCUGACGGAGUCGAUGCGCCUCUACCCGCCGGUGCCCGUGGACUUCAAGGAGGCGCUCCAGGACGACGUGCUCCCGGACGGCACGGCGAUCCGCGCGCGCCAGCGGGUGAUCUACAACACGUACGCGAUCGGACGGGACCCGGCGGCGUGGGGAGAGGAUUGCCUGGAGUUCCGCCCGGAGCGGUGGAUGAAGGGCAGGGAUUUUGCUGGCGGCGCCGAGAGCCCGUUCAAGUACGUGGUGUUCAACGGCGGGCCGAGGCUGUGCGUCGGCAAGCGGUUCGCGUACACGCAGAUGAAGACUCUGGCGGCGGCGGUGCUGGAGACGUUCGCGGUGGAGGUGGCGCCCGGGCAGGUGGUGAAGCCCAAGCUCAACACCACGCUGUACAUGAAGAACGGCCUCAUGGUGAGCUUCAGGAGGAGGGAGCAGCAGCACGUCCAUUGCACCACCGUAGCUGCGCAAGAAUGAUGGAAAUCUCAUCAUGCCCUGCUUUGAACAGAAGUAAACUUAAAGGAACGGAAUGUGGUACAGAUCUCUGAAGGUUCGGUUUCAACCAUGCAGGCAAAUGUGAUCAAGACGUUCGAGACGAGUGUAUAAUUACUGCUACAUAUAUUGCCUCUACUUUUUUUAGGGAAAUAUUACCUCUACUUUAUACGUAUUUCUCUGCUCCCCUCUCCACGUAUGUGUGCUCCUUGUGCUUUUCACGAAUUAUCGCAUCCACAUGCAGCAUUGUGCAUUCCGUCAACUCGGUUCGGUAAAUACUGUUUCUCGUUAAAUAUGUUGCUAUACAUGAAUUUGGCAAAUAUUGUAUUGAUUUGGAAUUCAAUUUGAGUUUGAUAUACAGACUA